Messenger RNA from Agrilus planipennis (emerald ash borer), 1129 nucleotides. Its product is annotated as polygalacturonase-like. The coding region runs from base 38 to 1129 and encodes 363 amino acids. Lineage: Eukaryota; Metazoa; Arthropoda; Insecta; Coleoptera; Buprestidae. Gene Ontology annotation, cellular component: extracellular region. The record is from RefSeq and is a predicted model, not a curated record. Gene Ontology annotation, biological process: pectin catabolic process. The transcript has a single exon. Gene Ontology annotation, molecular function: polygalacturonase activity.
CAUUCUUUAAAUAAUACAUCAAUUUCAGAAAUAUAUAAUGAAUUCAUUGACAUUUCUGGGCAUCAUACUCUUGGCAGCUUCGAGCAUGUCAAAUCCGCUCAGUAGCGACACCAAACUUUCUUGUAUCCUUGAAGGAUCAUCAAUUAGUGAAUUAAGUUCUAUCAAACAGUCUUGUACAAAUAUCACCAUUCAGGACUUGACCGUUCCCGCCGGUCAAACAUUAGAUUUAAGUGGAUUGAAAUCUGGAACAACUGUUACAUUCGACGGAGUAAUCGAUUUCGGAACAGAUGAUUGGCAGUAUGGUCUUAUAAUACUUGUUGGUGGGAACCUCAUUACAGUAAAUGGAGCACCUGGAAAUAGAAUUGACGGUGGGGGCUCCUCAUACAAUGGCGGGAAUGGUGAAAAGACCAAACCUAAACUUUUCAACGUAGAAAACUUCAAUAACUCGGUCAUUAAAAACCUUAACAUUUACGACUUCCCAGUGCAUGCCAUUUCAAUCGAUAGAUGCCAUAAUCUUACAGUAGAGAACGUCCUCAUGAAUAAUUCCAAAGUUGAUUUUGAUGAUGGUUACAACACUUCUGGAUUCGAUGUUGAUGAAUCUACCCAAAUUACACUUAGAAGAAGUGUAAUUUACAAUCAAGGUGACUGUGUCGCCAUCAAUUCUGGAAGUAACAUCCGUUUUGAAAACAACUACUGUGCCGGUGGACAUGGUGUUUCAGUUGGAUCCCUCGGUGGUCGUAGCAAUAACAUCAUAUCAGAUGUUGUCGUUAAGAACUGCGAAGUUGCCAACUCUGACAAUGGUAUCAGAAUUCAAACGGAAUAUGGAAAGACAGGAUCUGUCAGUGACAUUACCUUCGAAGAUAUUACACUCACCAACAUCAAAAAUUGUGGUAUUACUAUUCGUGAUGAAUAUAUCAACAAUGGAACCAAUGGAGUUGCUACUGACGGUGUUCCAAUCAAGAAGUUGACCGUUAAAAAUGUCCAUGGUACGAUAAAAUCUGGAGGGAUUAAGGUUAUGAUUUUAGUUAGAGGAGCAUCACAGUGGGAUUGGUCUGAUGUGAUUCUUGAUGGUGGACAAUCAGCAAGCGAUUGUUACGGAAUACCAAGUGGAUCCGGAGCGAUGUGUUAA